AUAAUUUUAAAUUUUUUCUCUCACCCUGAUCUUCGCAUCUUCUUUACGGAAUUUUCAUGUUGUAUCACAUUUAAAAAUUAACAGAUUUCCCUUUCACCGACUGAGACCUCUCUCCCAUCUCUUGACCCAAUGGACACUCCGAGAUCUUCUUCUCUUUCUUUGGUUAAAAAAUCUCUGUCUCUCUCUUACUUUAUCAACAGUAUUUAACUUCAGUUUGCUGGAAAAGCAAAAUCUGAUCAUCUCUGAUCUGAUCUUUUCAAUUUCUCUUUUUAACCAUAUUUUCAUGCCCCAAACAGCUGCCGCCUUUCAAGAAUUUCUUGCAUACUCUGAUCUGCUGUCGUUGUGUUCAACUCCAAACCAAGAAAGAGAGACUAUUUCUACUUCUGCUUCUAUAUCUUUUCUUUGCUUCAUUUGAUUAAUUUUACCAAUAUUUUCUUUCUCAAAAAGAAAAGAAACCCUUCUUUUCUCUCUUUCUUUCUCAUCAAAUCUCAUGGAAGCCAUGCAAAAUACCUCAAGUGAAAUGGCCUAAUUUCAUCACUUUUUUCAAUUCCUCAGCAGAGAAAAGGAAACUGUGUUUUCUUUGCUCUUUAGUUUAGCUUCAUAUAUAUCUCUAUUUUCCUCAAAAAGCAAGAGAAUAUGGAAAUAUACAAUCUGAUUUCUUUGUCUCCGAUCGUCCUCAGAAGGAAGUGAAACCCUAAAAAAAAGCAUCGAAACAAGAAGCAAAGAUAACAUCAUCAACGGGAAAAGCUGGAGCUGCCAAGAUCCUUUAACACCCAAGAAAAGAUGGACUUGGUUUCCCCACAAAACAACCCACUUAACUAUUCAAUCCCGAUGGUAGGCUCAAACACCAUAGAAACUAUAGCUAACAACAACAUCAUCAGCACUGCAACGCCCACUUAUAGUACGACAACUCCACCUCCAUCGACCACUCCAAGCCGCUAUGAGAACCAGAAGCGUAGAGAUUGGAACACCUUUUGCCAAUACCUGAGGAACCAUAGGCCUCCACUGUCUCUUUCAAUGUGUAGUGGUGUUCAUGUCCUUGAGUUUCUUAGGUAUCUCGAUCAAUUUGGCAAGACCAAAGUUCAUAACCAGACUUGCCCUUUCUUUGGCCUCCCUAACCCUCCUGCUCCUUGCCCUUGUCCUCUUAGACAAGCUUGGGGUAGCCUUGAUGCACUCAUUGGCCGCCUCCGGGCUGCUUAUGAGGAGCAUGGAGGUAGGCCAGAAGGGAACCCUUUGGGAUCUAGAGCUGUCAGGAUUUACUUAUGGGAGGUCAGGAAUUUCCAGGCCAAAGCUAGAGGGGUUAGCUAUAAGAAGAAAAGAAAGAGGCCUAAGCAGAAGGUAGCAGCUCAACAACCAGCUCCAGCACCAGCAAUAAUUGCUGAUGCCACUGUUGCAAAAAGUACUGUAUAAUUGGAAGAAGGAUAGGGUCUUUUUGCAUCAGCAAUUGUCCUGAUGAAAUGGUUUUAUGGGUUUUGUUUUUAUAAGGUAUUUCUCUUUCUCUACUCGAGUUGAUACUUCAAUGGCCUAAUUGACAAUGUUAGAUAAUUAUAUAUAUUUGAUGGUAUAAGCCAACCCCAAUAGUAGAUAUUGUAAUCUCUAUGUUAUUUUAUAUAUAUAUAUAUAUAUAUAUAUAUAUAUAAAGAUUAUGAAAUUUAUUUGUUAAUUUGGUUGUUGAAUUGAUAAGAUUCAAAUUCGAGUUUCGUUAU
This is a messenger RNA of Durio zibethinus, 1706 nucleotides long. Its product is annotated as protein LIGHT-DEPENDENT SHORT HYPOCOTYLS 1-like. Lineage: Eukaryota; Viridiplantae; Streptophyta; Magnoliopsida; Malvales; Malvaceae. Gene Ontology annotation, biological process: response to light stimulus; mRNA transcription. Gene Ontology annotation, cellular component: nucleus. The record is from RefSeq and is a predicted model, not a curated record.